Synchiropus splendidus (mandarinfish) is the source of this 2033-nucleotide messenger RNA. RefSeq names its product peroxiredoxin-like 2A. The transcript has 6 exons. The record is from RefSeq and is a predicted model, not a curated record. Lineage: Eukaryota; Metazoa; Chordata; Actinopteri; Syngnathiformes; Callionymidae.
CCAAACUAGUUUGUUGCUCCGCUGUUAAAAUGCGAAGUACGAGGAGAAGCGCGUUGAACUGUGUUGUACAUCAGGUCAUUGACUGACAGGUGAACAAUGGUUUCUGUUCUUACGUCAGUGAGUUUGUUACUUUCGUUUGACGUUUUACAACUGUAACGAGUAAGAAAGAGGAAAACAGAAGUAGAAGGGCUGAGAAUUGUGUUAUUAUAUUGUUUUCUCACGAUUAAAAAUACUGUGAAAGGAGCACAGUAAAUCGUGUUCUGUGGGUCAGUGCGUGACUGUUUGCUGUCCUGGUGGAGAAACUGCAGGUCAGUGGGACUGAGGCGCCUCCAAGAGGGCGAGAGGUCAGUUAGUAGGUCGGACAAUAACCGUCACCUAAACCACCAUUCAAAACAUACAAAACGUCCAGUUGUCUACCGUAAUGAAAACAAGCAGCCCUAAGAAAAGCAUUGGCCGGAACACGAAGACAAAAAUGACUUUAUCUUGUCAUGAAACAACUCAACUCAAAUGAAAGAGAUGUGCUGUCACGCUGACCCGCCCACUCUAACUCAGCCCUGCCUCUCUUGUUAUGUCGCUAACUUGUCACGAUGACCCUCCUUUAUGUGUCAUCAUAGCUGGCGACAGUUUCGUUUUGUAGAUGUUUCACUGACUUUAAUCUGAGGUGUGCUUCGGUUGUCACCGAUCUCUUGAAUAUACGUGCUUUUAUCACUUGUUUAGAUGUUAAAAUAUCAAUAUUGAGUGACUGUACGAGUCACGAUGAACUCAUGACCACCGCUUGGAGAGCCAACAUGGAGUGAAUAUACCUGUAAUGCCACUUUGAAAGUGGAGUGUUUCACCAGUCGCACCACCCUGAGCGUGAAACUGUCCAGCCUGCAGGGGGAGCUGGUCGGAAUGGGCAUGUGGUCGUUGGGUCUGGGCGCAGUGGGAGCCGCCAUAGCUGGGAUCUUAUUGGCCAACACGGAUCUGUGUCUCCCUAAAGUGGCCACUGCGCCGCUGGAAUAUCUGGAAGAUGCCGACCUGCGCCCCAUUGUGGACGCAGGUGAGGUCAUCAAAGCCAAGACUCUCUGGGAGAAGAGCGGCGCCGUGGUCAUGGCGGUGCGGCGGCCUGGAUGAUUUCUGUGCAGAGAGGAAGCCGCUGAGCUGUCCUCUCUGAAGCCCCAGCUGGAAGAGCUCGGGGUCCCUCUGCUCGCUGUGGUCAAAGAGAACAUCGGCACAGAGAUCCAGGACUUCAGACCGCACUUCGCUGGAGACAUUUAUGUAGAUGAAAAGAAACACUUCUAUGGGCCUCUGGAGAGGAAGAUGGGCGGCUUGGGCUUCAUCCGCCUGGGGGUGUGGCAGAACUUCAUUCGGGCCUGGAGGUCCGGCUACCAGGGCAACAUGAACGGAGAGGGCUUCAUCCUGGGAGGGGUGUUUGUCAUCGGCGCUGGAGAUCAGGGAAUUCUACUUGAACACCGGGAGAAAGAGUUCGGCAACAAAGUUGAGAAGUCGGCCGUUCUGGAGGCAGCCAAGAAAAUAGUGCCUCAGAAAUAGCUCCGUUUUGUGAGGGGAGUUACUGGGGCAUUAGAAAGCAGCACUUUGGAGCAAGAACCUAGUUGUUGACUGGGCACAGCACUGCACACCCUUCCCCGAACAUCCCUGAAUACCUCCGUCCUGCGGUCACACCUGUGAAAUAAGCCAUGAACACGACCAACAGGACUGGUGUCUCUCUCUUUACCUCGGAACAUUCAGGUGGUGAAUUAUUUAGUCACUCAAAAAACAGAUAUGCUGAGUCAUGUUUCGACACGUCCUUGACCGUGAAAUUUGUGCCUCGUCCUGCUGCACAUGCAACAUGGUGGAAACAAGUGUGACAUGAGUGUGUGCGUGCGAUAAUGACAACUUGACUCUAAACUCUGGCCUGAGAGGAGCAGGUUUGAUGCUCCAACACACAAACAUGUCGCGCUGUUGUCACGGUGUUAGUGCAUGCGCGCGGACUGAGGCAGCUGAUGUUGUACAACUGUAUAUUUAAGUCUCAGUGAGUAAAAUCUUGACCACAA